AACACUAAUAAGAAAACGAUUGGGCUUCUCUGCUGUCAAUUUUGAAUUUUCGACUUUAUCCACUUUGAACUAAAAAAAAAUUGAUAAAAAAAAGAAAAAAAGAGUUGUUCUUCAUGGAAGAAUCCGAUUCCGUACUCCCGACGUCGUCCUUCAUAAACCCCAGCCUUCUCCUACUCCCCAUCAGUGUCUUGUGUUGUCAACAUUUCGUUCUGCUUUAAAUUUCGAAGAAGAAAAAGAAGAAGAAACAGAGCAGCUGAAGCAGAGAGAAAGACAAUGGUUGUGUUGUCUACGAAAGGACGUGAAGAAAGAGGAGCGAUUGUGAGGACGAAGGCAGUGGAAAUGAGAAAGGAGGAGGAUAUCUUGGUUCCUCCCUCGAAUUUCUCGAUGGUUGAGAGAGGGAUCUACAGAUCUGGUUGCCCUAAUGAUUCCAAUUUUGGUUUCCUUGAAACCCUAAAUCUUCGAUCAAUCAUAUACUUGUGUCCUGAACCGUACCCGGAAGUUAACUCUGAAUUUCUUCGAACUCAUAAUAUCAAGCUUUUUCAGUUUGGGAUUGAAGGUUCCAAGGAGCCUCUUGCGACUAAUCCCAAGGAUGCCAUUACAGAAGCUUUGAGGGUCCUACUUGAUGUUCGAAAUCAUCCGGUUCUGAUCCAUUGCAAACGUGGAAAGCAUCGGACAGGUUCCCUAGUGGGUUGCUUGAGGAAACUGCAGAAUUGGUGCUUGUCUUCUGUGUUUGAGGAGUACCAGCGAUUUGCUGGUGUCAAAGCCAGGGUAUCAGAUAUGAGGUUCAUCGAGAUGUAUGAUGUCUCAUCUUUGAGACAUUGUCUCUACAGCAUCAUCUAUCGUUACCAGGGGUAUGGGAUCCACAAUAGACGUCUUGUUUACCCAGAGGACAACUUACAGAAGCCACAGAUAACUUCCAGUUGAAUUGAAUCGAAUUGUAUAGCCCCUUCUGCUUUUGCAGAAAGUCACACACAAGUUUCACAUAGCAAGAAAAUACCAGCAAUACUUUUCCGGGACUUCUCUUAAUUUGCUCUUAAGAGCUCUAUACCUCCACUUUGACUCAGUCCUUUUUGUCCCUUUUUUCUUUACAUGGAAAACGUAGGUUCAAAUAUUUUUAUGUCAACCUGCGUUGUAAUUUGACUUUAUACAUCUGUAAAUAGACUUGGAAAUUGUGAACUACCACAACCCUUCUCUUUGGAAGAAAAGGAUAUUUUCCUUACACAAGGAGGAGCCGUUCUCUUUUCCCUGAAAAUGCCCUUGGUGGGAAUAUGUAAUAACACUUGUAUCUUACUUUACUGAGAGCUGAUAGUAGUAUAUAAAGUACAAGUCAUUUCCAGUCGUUUCUUGAAAAUUCCC
Macadamia integrifolia is the source of this 1356-nucleotide messenger RNA. RefSeq names its product tyrosine-protein phosphatase DSP5-like. The record is from RefSeq and is a predicted model, not a curated record. Gene Ontology annotation, cellular component: cytoplasm. Lineage: Eukaryota; Viridiplantae; Streptophyta; Magnoliopsida; Proteales; Proteaceae. Bases 274 to 924 code for a protein of 216 amino acids. Gene Ontology annotation, biological process: protein dephosphorylation. Gene Ontology annotation, molecular function: phosphatase activity. The transcript has 5 exons.